AUGCGCAAGAAGCUCAGUCCGGUCGCCGUUAGCACGCCCGUCCGCGCUCCUGAACCUCGGAGCCGCUCCCGACAGCGCGAGUGCGCCACACGCGCUUCAUACGCCAUGCAGCCGCCCUCGCACAGCACCUCGGCGCCGACUCGUGGCGGCAGGUCGCAGAAGGUGGCGCGGGGCGAUGAGGAGGAGGAGAGGGUCAGGAGGGCCGAGGGGCAGGAGCCGGAGGGGCUCAGGGUCGACAAGGAGGUCGUCUCAGACCUGGUGGCGCAUCUCCUGUCGCCAUCGUCGCCCCCGUCUCGCCGCAAGAUCCUCUCCUCGACCCGCCGCCUCGUCUCGCCCAACCUCGUCGUCUCGUUCCCCUUCCUGCCCGUCCCCGAGCCCGGUCAGCCACUCUCGACGGCGUCACCCGUUCACGAGCUCGUCACCGCAUCGCAACAAGCCCUCGCCGUCUUCCGCCUGCCGACCCUCGCCGUCUCGCUCCUCCCCUUUGCCUCGUGGGACCUGAGCGCGCUCGGCAUCGAGGAGACGUCGCUCGCCCUCACCGUCCCCGAGCAUGUCGAGGCGUCGAGCGAGGGCAAGGGCAAGGGCAAGGAGCGCGAGGUAGAGCACAUCGAGCACGCCGACCGCGUCCAGGUCGUCGAGCGCUGGUCGGCAAACGUCGAGUGGACCCUGCGCAUCGACUCGCCGCCCGUGUCUCGCGUGCAGCAGAGUGCCGGGAGGACGAAGCGCCCGGCGUGGCUCGAGUCGACGACCGCGCCGCGCAAGGUCGAGCUCGUCUUUGCCUCGCGCCCGCACGUCGAGUCGACGAGGCGCGGCCGGCAGCAGCGCGGUGUCGCCUCGGUCGCAGGACGGCGGCACUACGUCUUGAGCUCGUCGGGCGACGACGGCGUCGAGCGCGAGAUCGGCGCGACGAGCUCGGCGAGCCUCGUCGAGAAGGCCGCCGAGGAGGAGCACUCGCUCGAGCUCGUCUACUUGCGGUACACCAUCCCGACCUUUGCGCUCCCCUUCCUCGCCUCCCACCCUCUCUUCGACCUCGUCCGCCUCCUCGUCGCCGUCCUCCUCCCCGUCACCGCGUACCUCCUCGCGCUCGUCGGCCUCGACCAGCAGCUCCAGGUCGACAAGCCGCGGCAGCUCGUCGCGCCACGCCUCACGCACCACACCAAGCGCAAGCUCGAGACGACGACCUCGGCGCUGCGUGUCGGCACGCCGGCGCGCAAGCGCCGCAAGUACCGCGACUCGGCGCCUCCCGCCGCGUCGACGAGCGCCGGUCGCGAGCCCGAGCCCGUCGUCGAGACGGCGCACGCCGGCGAGGCGAGCGAGCUGCACGUCGGCCACCACUCGCACCUGUCGAGGCACCGUCGCUGGUCCGUCUCGACGCCGUUUUCGCUCCCGGCGUCGAGAUCGGCUUCGGGCUCGUCGGCGACGCUCCAGCCCUCGCCCGAGCGGAUCCCGGGGCCGUCGCCCUGGGCACCUCGUCCUCCUGUCGCGCUCUUCGCAGUCGUCGAGCUCGUCGGCGCGGCGUGCGCAGGCGUCGUCGCGGCGUGGCGCGAGCUGGCGAUCCUCCUGUGGAUCGUCCGCCAGGCGAUCCUGUUCGCGACCGAGCUCGUCGAGGAGGGGUGGGUCGUCGCCAAGGAGGUCCUGCGGCAGCCGCCGCCGGAUGCCAGGCGCAGGAGGAGCCAGGGAGGGAGCGAGCAAGGGGGCAGCGAGGGCAGCGGCGCGGGAGGAGCGGCGAGGAGGAGGAGCGCGAUGAGCGGCGGGCACCGGCACCAGCGCGAGUCGAUCCAGCACCGCCACGUGACCUUUUCCGCCUCCGGCGACUCGCCCUCGACGCACAGCCUCACACCGUCACCGCCCAACGACGAUCGCGAGCCCGCCGUCCUCGACCUCGCCGUCGAUGCGCCGGCCGAGCACGACCGCCCCGACGCCGCGGCCGCCUACGCCCUGUCGCAGCUGCAUGCACUCGUCUCGCGUCAAGCGGCUAGCGAGGGGCGCAGCCUCGCGCCUACUCUCGCCGCCGAGGACUCGUCGCUGAGCGGCGAGCAGGAGAGCGAGGGCGCCGAAACGCGUGCGGGGCGCGAGGACACGGCGGGCGAGCACCAGCAUCUCGGCGCCGAGGAGCAGAGCGGGCAGACCUGCACGGCGCAGGCGUCGUCGGGCUACGAGUUCCCGCCGCGCUCGGCGGGCCCGCGCACCCGCUCGAGCGCAGACGACGACGACGACGCCGAGCACUCGGCCUCGACGAGCGGUCCUGGGCCCGGCGGCCGCCUCUCGCCGUUCUCGGCGCUCUCGCAGGGCGAUGUGGCGUCGACCGCCGCCGCGUCGCAGCCGUCGUCGCGCCGUGGCUCGCUCGUGCCCUUCCAGCCCUCGCCGCGCAGGUCGCGCUUCGAGCGCGCGGAUCCGCCCUUCGCUGCGCCUGCCAGGCGUGGCUCCCUCGGCGUCGCAGGCCGGUCGUCGCAGGCGCAGCAGGCGGCGGGGAGCUUGAGCAGGGCGCAGGUCGGCAGCGGGACGGAGCAGGAGGAGGAGUCGUGCGGGCAGGGUGAGCAGCACUGCGCCUGGCGCGGCGACACGUCCUCGAGCACCGCUUCGUCCGCCGCGUACUACACGCCGCAGAGCCACGCCUCGCCCAUCUCGCCCAUCACGCCCGUGCGCCCUCGCAGCGCCGGCUCGUCGCCGCACUCGAGCCCCGAGGACCCGAUCCCGAGCGAGUACCGCCUCCCGACCUCUACCUCGGCUCGCCCGGUGGCGGCGCGCUCGUCGUCCGACUCGGUGGUUGAGCUGAGCGCGCUCGGCCCGCAGAGCGUGUUCGCGCCCGCGUUCCACCCGGCCGUCAUGGGCGUCGGCGCCGGCCGAGGGGUCCAGCCUCGUCCUCGCACCAGCCAGCCGCCGCAGCCCGUCCCGCAGCAGCUCCCUCAGCCCGCACCUGCACCCGACCCGCACCCUCAGCCGCGGCCGCGGCCUCCACUUCCGCCGCAGCGGCAGCUGUACGUGCCGCCGCAGGCGGCGGGCAUGACGAUCACGCUGAGCAGCGACGAGGACGACGACGACGACGAGGCGGGGGGCGAGACGACGACGACGACGUCCGGGUCGCCGUCGGGGGGCAGGAAGAAGAAGAAGCAGCGCGGCAAGAAGAAGAAUAAGGGGAGGAGGGGCGCAGGGGGCGGCAGCGGCGGUGCGAGCGGUGCGCCGCAGGAGGAGGACCCGCUCAAGGCGGCGGGAGGGUCGCCGAGCCGGCCGCUUUUCGCUUAAGGGUGGACGGGGAGGGAGCCUGUGUAGCUUGCGCUUGCAAAGGAGCAGUACCACG
Messenger RNA from Rhodotorula graminis WP1, 3298 nucleotides. RefSeq lists its product as uncharacterized. NCBI's taxonomy places the organism in Eukaryota, Fungi, Basidiomycota, Microbotryomycetes, Sporidiobolales, Sporidiobolaceae. The record is from RefSeq and is a predicted model, not a curated record. The coding region runs from base 1 to 3243 and encodes 1080 amino acids. The transcript is spliced from 6 exons.